Molecule: messenger RNA, 2826 nt
Organism: Fundulus heteroclitus (mummichog)
Lineage: Eukaryota; Metazoa; Chordata; Actinopteri; Cyprinodontiformes; Fundulidae
Exons: 7
Coding region: 103-1560 (485 amino acids)
Molecular function (GO): calcium-dependent protein binding
Source: RefSeq, a predicted model, not a curated record
GAGAGCGGAGGGUGGCACCUUCGCCUGGUCUUCCAAAAAAAGUAAUAACAAACAAAAAGUUCUUGUACCUGAACGUCUCGUGGGGGUCGGCCGCUGCAGCGUAUGGUUCCUGCUCAGGUGUUGCAGCAUGAAGACAUGGCUGACAAAUCAGAUUCAACCACAGUAGUGAGUCGGCUUAAUCCACGAAAAACGGAGCACCUGAAGCCUCUCUCUGUCUUCUCCCAGAUGGUGAUGUGUGACCAAAAGGGCAGUCCUCAUCCACCAAAAGAGCCUCCUACCCCUUUUAUAAACUUAAAAAUUAAAAUAGUUAAUGAUGGCGGUAGAAAAAGGAAACUGGUUGAGUACGACAUGGACAAUGACAACAGCACACCGUGUAAAACGCGGUGUGCUUCCAACGCUCUGUCCCCAGAUCUUGGUUUCUUUACGGAUUCCUCUGGCUCUCCUAGUGGGAACUAUUCCCAAUCCCCUUUUGCACACCCUUACCCUGUUCUGAAUGAAGAGAUCCAAGCACUAAAGAGUGACAUUAAAGAAACUUUGAGCUCUCGGCUGGACAUGGAGCAUCUUCAAUGCAGGUGCUCCAAACAUGAGGUGAAGACCGUCAGAAACAGCCCACCUCUCUUUGACCACGACGUUGAUGACGUCUUAUGCCUCAAUCUACGGAAGAAGGGUGCGCAAGAACCGACGGAUGAGGAAAAACCCGAUGCAGGGGUUGCUGAGGAUGACAAAGGGUACGUUUCCUCGUUUUACCUCCAGGAUAACGAGGAGUGCAAGACGGAGAGUCCUCCAGCACAACAGAGGCACAAACGAGCUUCGCCAUGUGGUCAGCACUUCUCAUUUUUAACCAAAGAUGACAGCAAGGCUCUGAGCGGCCCGCUGCUGGGCCCUGUGAAAAGUGAUGGAGAUUUUUUAGGGGGAGAAGAUGAGGUUUUUAAUAUUGGGCAGCCGUUAUUUGAGUCCUCCAUAUGUCAGCCAGCUGCUUCAGUUGAACAGAAGAGUGUGACGUCAGAAGACCCUAAAGAGCCUCUUCACGUCUCUCAGACCUACAACUCUGGGGACUUCACUGUGGACACUUUAUAUGAAAGCACGUUGCCCUUAGAGGUCAAGGUGAAAUCAAAAGUGAUUGUUCCAAAUCAGCCCGAGAGCAAGCUAGCAUCCUCUAUCCAACCAGAAGAGAGAGCCAGCUCUGCAUGCCUUAACAUGGACCAGGCAGCCCAGGGCGUGAGGGUCCACAGACCCGAAAUCUUUGACACCAGUAUGGAAUGGGAACGUCAGAAAAGACAGUACAUAUUGUCUGUCAGAAGUCACAUGAAUGAGAACCCAGGUGACGACCGAGGACCCAUGACUGAGCUUCUGGACUUGAUGACGCAUGUCGCCGGUCAGGGGCGCUCUAACGGCUGCGAGUGGCUGCACCCCUCGGACCUCACGUGCAGAAAUUACCAAAAACGGUUUGGAAACCAGGCACCCACCAUGACCCUCAGCGAAUGGCAGGCCCACAAUCAAACCCACUACAGGCGCUUUUCCAAUGUCCCCAAAAUGUUCAAAAGAAGUCCGUUUCCGUGAAUGUGAACUUGGGAAAUAAAUAAUCAGGUUGUAUUUGCCUGACUCUUUAUAAAACUGUUUUGUAAUAUUAACAGAAUGUAUCUAUGCUUGUACUGUUCUUUCUUACCUCUUGGUUUUGUUGCAUGUAAAUGUUUGUUGCUUGUUUUGACUUUAAAUGUUGCCUUUUUGUUUUGGUUUUCUUACAACUUAGCAUGCACUUUUUUAUAUAGUUAAUGCAUGUUUUAAGAGAUUUUGAGGUUAUUGAUGCUAAACACUCAUGUUUCUAGUGAAUGGAUGUCUUGUGUUUUAACAGAUUGUGAAACAACCAGUUUGAAUUUUUUUUUCUUUUUGUGUUGCUGUGGGUUUACCUGAUCGGUGCAGUCAGGGAUUUGUUCAGAAGGGAGAGCAGUAAUGAUGUCUGGCCCUCUCCGUUCAUGUAGCAGCUCCUGCCUUGUGUGAUUGUCAGCGCUGUUCUCAGUUCUCCUACAAACACUAUCCGAGCGCCCUGCAAGUGGAUGCUGACGGAUUUGACACGUGAAACUUAUCAGUCUGGCUCUCCUGCAGGGAAUAAUCCAUUCUGUUUGUGUGCAGCCAUUUACAGUACAGCAGUGUAUUUUCUUCCCUGCUCAUGAGCCGGAUCACUGCAGCCAAAGAGCUAGAGUCGAUCUGGCAUGCCACACGGUUAUGCAGCCGCGUUUGCUUAUGCAAGAACAGAGGGGGAAAAAAAUUUAUAUAUAAUGUUAAGAAUUGGGAUAGUUUGAAGCUCACAGUUAUGUUCUAAUGUUAAGAGAAGUUUGUUGUCAUGUUUCAAGUUGCUGACUUCUGAAAUCAGGUGGCUGGGUGUUCAGUUUUUGGAUCAUUUUUGCCAGGUAUUGGACAGGUUUCUCCUUUCAGAAUGACAUCCUGAACGUUGUUUUUUUGGAUUAAGGAAAAACUUCUGACAACUGGAUCAAAGUUUUAUCUUCUGUGUUUUUGUAGACCUGUUUUCCUAAAAACAUUUCACAGCCUUGACUGCCGUGCCUAUAACGCUUGUGUCCACCCCCGGUGAGAACCCAUGCAAACAUUUUUGAUUGGAAAAUAUUAGAAUUUUAUUUCAUUUAAGCAUUUACAAGUAAGCAUACACGUUGUCUUCUUAACUGAAGUGUAAAGAUUGUGCAUAAUAGUUCAACCAUGCUAGCCCUCAUCACUGUUAUACAACAUGAUUAUAAAUAUGAUAGCACUAAUAAAGCAGUACGUUUUUUUUCUAAAACAUGCUUCUGAUGCUCAUUCCUGUGUUUUAAAAAAAAA